Molecule: messenger RNA, 1743 nt
Organism: Dicentrarchus labrax (European seabass)
Lineage: Eukaryota; Metazoa; Chordata; Actinopteri; Moronidae
Gene: mrrf
Product: mitochondrial ribosome recycling factor
Exons: 8
Coding region: 259-1038 (259 amino acids)
Biological process (GO): translation
Cellular component (GO): mitochondrion
Molecular function (GO): ribosomal large subunit binding
Source: RefSeq, a predicted model, not a curated record
GUCACGUUCCCUUGUCGCUUCAGGCAGGGAACCCCGCCCACGCGGUAUACGCCGUAUACAAUUACAAACAAACAAUCUUACGUUGCAAAAACGUCGGCGCAUGACGAUGACGAGGUGGUUGUCAAACGGCUUCUCCUUACACGAGCCGGAGAAGACCGUAAACUACAAAAGAUCUGUCACCAUCCCACAUCUGAGCCUGUCUGCUCUGCCACAGUGCACCGUCUCAUAUCAGCUUGUCAGGAAACCUGCCAGCCGUGGAUGCCUGUCAUGGUGGCUUUGAAUCACCUGCUGCGACCACUGCUGUGUCAGUCCCUGCUGCGACAGGUCAGAUCCCCCCUCGUGGCCACAUCCAGGGUCAGUGCACCACCUCUGUGGCCCAACACCACCUGCUACCCCAGUGCAUGCAUCAGGCUCUAUGCCACCAAGAAGUCAAAAGCCAAGGCAAAGGGCCAGUCAGCUAAGGUGAAUAUUAAUUCGGCUCUGGUGGAAGACAUCAUCAGUCUGGAUGAAGUGAAAGGGGAGAUGACAGCUGUUCUCAAUGCACUCAAAGAUGACUUCACACGCAACCUAAGCAUCCGAACUUCGCCAGGAGCUCUGGAUCACAUUGUGGUAACAACUCAAGAUGGGAAGUUUCCCCUCAACCAGCUGGGUCAGAUCUCCAUGAAAUCACCUCAGUUCAUUAUGGUCAACAUGAGCAGCUUCCCAGAGGCUAUAAAGGCUGCCAUCCAUGCCCUGAAAGAAAGUAGCAUGAACCUUAACCCAGAGGUGGAUGGGACGAUCAUCAAGGUGCCCGUUCCCAAAGUAACGCGGGAACACAGAGAGACCCUGGUGAAGCUGGCCAAACAGCUCAGCAACAAGGCAAAAGACUCACUGAGGAGAGUACGAUCUAAUGCCGUUACACAGGUCAAAAAGGCAAAGGAAGUACACUCGGAGGAUACCAUACGACUAGUAGAAAAACAGAUUCAGCAGUUGUCGGACAACAUUGCAGUGGACAUUGACAAACAGCUUGCAGCCAAGACCAAGGAGCUGUUAGGCUGACUGUGACAAUGAUAAGAAACGAACCCACAGAUGGACACACAUAACAGAAGCAACGUGUCAUUCUUGUCGUGUUAAUAAUAGACAGUUUUUUGAUGAGGUCUGAAAGCUUUAAACAGAAGAACAUCUUUCGGGACUGUUGUACAGUGUUUUGGUACGCCUGGCAGAAACUGGGCCCACAUCGCUGGCAAAGAUCUGCCCCUCGCUGCUGGGUGAUAUCUGUGUUUAACCGUCGGUGCAUAAACAGAAAUUGGCACGGAAACAACAACAACGACAGACUGCCAGUCACCUCCCUCCUCCCUUGUUACUCUUCCUGUCUUCAAACAAACACCAAGCGAGGGACGAAUGGACUUUUAAUGGGAUUUGCGGGCCUCCUCCUAAUCAAACCCCUUGCCACAAGGGCCGUCUGUUUAUAUAAAACAAGCGCACCCGUCUGAAUGUAAACUGGCUGCGGGUUUGUCUUGGUGGCAAGAGCGAGAGAGAGAAAGGGAGAGAGAGUUUGUUCCAGAGACGCAGGAUAUCAUUAGCGUGUUGCCAAACAUUUGUUUCGCAUUGAUUCAAAGUCUGUUAAAAAUGCACUUGAGAAAAAAAAAAAAGGGCCUUUAAUUUCUACCCAUGUCUAGGAUUGAUAAUAUGGCUGCUCUCUCGACAAUAAAGCCGGGAAAGGAACAUUAUUGAUGGACUCCAUUAAAGAAACACUGCUUUGUA